UUCACAACAAUGCCCCGUUUGGUCCUGUCCGGCUCGGUUCGGUAUCACCGAGUUUAAGGUGUUUUGUUGCUGGGAAGAUCCAGUCCUGCCUCACCUUCCUGCAACCUCACCCUCACAGACAAACCCCGCCCAGCCAAUCAAAAAAAUCCCACUACGCGUCGCGAGGCAGGUCUGUCCGCCGGCAGCCAAUCACGUGAGGCGGUUCCGGAACGGGCGCAGGGAGCUGAGACAGACCGAGUGACAGCGUCUGAGUCCCGGGGAAGAGCUUCACGGAACCUCCGUGGAAAAACCCUGCAAGAUGCCGAACAAAACCAAGAAGGAGAAGGAAACGACCAAAUCAGCCAAAAGCAGCUCGAAGAACAGCAACAGCGGCGGGAAGGAGGCGGUGGAGAACUCUGAGGAGCAGCAGCAGAGCGGCAGUAAACGUCCCAGCAACAGCACGCCUCCGCCCACCCAGCUCAACAAGAUCAAGUACUCUGGAGGACCUCAGCUGGUCAAGAAGGAGCGCCGCCAGAGCUCCUCUCGCUUCAGCCUGACCAAGAACAGAGAGCUGCAGAAGCUACCAGCCCUCAAAGAUGCGCCCCCUGUGGACCGGGAGGAGCUGUUCGUUCAGAAGCUGCGUCAGUGCUGUGUUCUGUUCGACUUCGUCAGCGACCCACUCAGCGACCUCAAGUACAAGGAGGUGAAGAGGGCGGGGCUUAACGAGAUGGUGGAGUACAUCACGCACAACAGCGACGUGGUGACCGAGUCCAUCUACCCCGAAGCCGUGAUCAUGUUUUCAGUCAACCUGUUCCGCACUCUUCCUCCGUCCUCGAACCCGACCGGAGCCGAGUUUGACCCUGAGGAGGACGAGCCGACGCUGGAGGCGGCCUGGCCUCACCUGCAGCUGGUGUACGAGUUCUUCCUCCGGUUCCUCGAGUCUCCAGACUUUCAGCCAAACGUUGCCAAAAAAUACAUCGACCAAAAGUUUGUUCUUUCGCUGCUGGAGCUGUUUGACAGUGAGGAUCCCAGAGAGAGAGACUUCCUGAAGACCAUCCUCCACCGAAUCUACGGGAAGUUCCUCGGCCUGCGAGCCUACAUCCGCCGACAGAUCAACAACAUCUUCUACAGGUUUAUCUAUGAGACAGAACAUCACAACGGGAUCGCAGAACUGCUUGAGAUCCUGGGCAGCAUCAUUAACGGCUUCGCUCUGCCACUGAAAGAAGAACACAAGAUGUUCCUGAUCCGAGUUCUGCUGCCGCUGCAUAAAGUCAAGUCUCUGAGUGUCUACCACCCUCAGCUGGCCUAUUGUGUGGUCCAGUUCCUGGAGAAGGACAGCAGCCUGACAGAGCCAGUGAUCAUGGGUCUGCUGAAGUUCUGGCCGAAGACUCACAGUCCGAAAGAGGUGAUGUUCCUAAACGAGUUGGAGGAGAUCCUGGACGUCAUCGAGCCGUCGGAGUUCGUUAAAGUUCAGGAGCCGCUGUUCCGGCAGCUCGCCAAGUGUGUCUCCAGCCCACACUUCCAGGUCGCAGAGAGAGCUCUGUAUUACUGGAACAACGAGUACAUCAUGAGUCUGAUCAGUGACAACGCUGCUAAGAUCCUCCCCAUCAUGUUCCCCGCACUCUACAAGAACUCUAAGAGCCACUGGAACAAGACGAUCCACGGUCUGAUCUACAACGCUCUGAAGCUCUUCAUGGAGAUGAACCAGAAACUGUUUGAUGACUGCACACAGCAGUACAAAGCUGAGAAGCAGAAAGAGAAAUAUAAGCUGAAGGAGAGAGAGGAAAUCUGGCACAAGAUAGAAGAACUGGCCCGACAGAACCCUCAGAGCAAUCAGCUCCACCCCCUCCGCCCAGGACUCCACCCACAAGACCAGUACCUGCUGUACACUGAUGCUGUCGCUGUGUACUCGAUGGAAACAGAGACUCCAACAGCUGAAGACAUCCAGCUGCUGAAGAAGACUGUAGAGACUGAAGCCUCACAGGGUGUGAAGGACCUGAGGAAGGAGAAGGUUCUGAUGAGGAGGAAGUCAGAGCUUCCUCAGGAUGUUUACACCAUCAAAGCUCUGGAGGCUCAUAAGCGAGCUGAGGAGUAUCUGACAGCCAAUCAGGAGGCUCUCUGACCGGGGGGGGCGGCGCCCUCCGAGCCCGACCCCGCCCUCCUCUGGUGCGUGUCGGCGGGGCGGUCCUGGGUGGGAUGAGGACGGACCGACGCCCCCCAGAGGCCGACACCUGUAGGACACGUAGAAGCUCCGUCCCCGUCAACGUGUGUCCACUGUGAUUGGACAUCAGCUUCAUAUUGCACUAACACCUCCACCUGCUUCACCUGCUGCACCGCCCAUCAGCGCCGCCUUUUCCCCGCAGAGCUCUGUAUUUAAUCUGAAGGUUCUUUUAAAUUCGGUAGAACUCAGUAGAACGUCUGCGGUCCUCGGGGCUCUGGGUGGAAAACGCUCCUCACUCUGUACCUGAAUGCACUGCAGGUGACUCACGGAGGACUCCGCCCCUUCGCGUGAGCCGACCAAUCACCUGCAGCCUGGAGACUGAAGCAGCUUCAGUGAAUGUAGACGUCAGGAAGCCCCACCCCCCGCUCUGACGCCGCCAGCUUCAGCCAAUCAGAGGAGGCGUUCCCCGUCAUGUGAAUGUUUGUGUCAGAGCGACGUUCCAUCCUCCGCCCAUCAGAAUGUUCCAACGUUCCAUUCUCUGCCCGUCGGCAUGGAGACGGAUGACGACUCGUUCAAACCGCUGAUUUUAACUUUGUCGGUUUUUUUCGUUUGUUUUUGGUUUUCUGUAUUUUUUACCAAAGUCUCAAUUCUCUAAAUGUUGGAAUGUUUUUGUGACCUUUGAUGUAAAUUCUUUUUCCAGUCUUGAUGCAGAAACAAACAUUAGAAGAACCUGAAGUUUGAUUAAAACCAACGAUAAACAGGAAGUAAAACCUUUAGUUGUGUUGAUUGAAUCCGUUUGUCAGAAUUUACUGAAGACAAGAUUCUAAAUGUUUCUCAGCAUCUUUAUUUUUUUCCUAAAGCAACCAAACAAUUCAUUUGCUGCGAUCUGAUGACCUCACAGUUUGAUGACUUCACGGCUCGAUGCGUUUUUUGUUGAUUCUUUCAGAACAUUCUGCCUGCAGUCGUUCCGUACCGUGCUGUAUAUCGACUGACCACGCCCCCUCUGCACUUUUUGUAUUUAGGUCUUUUUUAUUGGCUUGUUGUCGCUCCUCUUCCUGUCUGUGGGCGUGUCUAACCGUUCCAGAGGGGAAGCCCCGCCCCCAACACGAAGUUUAUCUAGAAACUGAAUUGUGCAUUUUUCAGUUUUUAUUUAAACGGCAGGAAUGAGCGGCUUCAUUCCAAACGCCAUCUGCAGAUGAUGCGAGGACGUUUUCCUCAAGUCUGGAGCUGAAACUAAACAGAUUUCUAACAGGAAGUAGUUUGGAUCCUGAAGCAGAACCACAGAAACCUUUCAAUCACUUCAUGGAUGUAAAUGUUGUUUCUGUCUAGGUGCGGCCAAUCGAUCGAUUGAUCGGCACUAAACGAGCUGCUUCCCGUCAUGUGUACAGAUGUUUAAUGAGCAUCACAUCGUAUGAAGUCUGAUUUUGUACAGAUGUUCAUGUAUGUACAGAAAUAAAAACCAUCCAGUCAA
Acanthochromis polyacanthus (spiny chromis) is the source of this 3611-nucleotide messenger RNA. RefSeq names its product protein phosphatase 2, regulatory subunit B', delta (gene ppp2r5d). Gene Ontology annotation, molecular function: protein phosphatase activator activity. Lineage: Eukaryota; Metazoa; Chordata; Actinopteri; Pomacentridae. Gene Ontology annotation, cellular component: cytosol; protein phosphatase type 2A complex; nucleus. The record is from RefSeq and is a predicted model, not a curated record. Gene Ontology annotation, biological process: protein dephosphorylation; signal transduction. The transcript has 17 exons. Bases 299 to 2101 code for a protein of 600 amino acids.